GGGGACUUAAGUGUACCUGAUGUACCCAAGUCUAUGGCCUGGUGUGAAAGCUCCAUCUGUGUUGGUUUCAAGAGGGAUUAUUAUUUGAUACGGGUGGAUGGAAGAGGAUCCAUCAAAGAACUAUUUCCUACAGGCAAACAGUUAGAACCAUUGGUGGCCCCUGUAGCAGAUGGAAAAGUUGCAGUUGGCCAAGAUGAUCUAACUGUAGUGCUCAAUGAAGAUGGGGUCUGUACCCAGAAGUGUGCCUUGAACUGGACAGAUAUUCCAAUAGCCAUGGGUGAGAAUGAGCAGUAG
This is a messenger RNA of Tinamus guttatus (white-throated tinamou), 294 nucleotides long. Lineage: Eukaryota; Metazoa; Chordata; Aves; Tinamiformes; Tinamidae. The record is from RefSeq and is a predicted model, not a curated record.